Molecule: messenger RNA, 911 nt
Organism: Nycticebus coucang (slow loris)
Lineage: Eukaryota; Metazoa; Chordata; Mammalia; Primates; Lorisidae
Gene: WFDC8
Product: WAP four-disulfide core domain 8
Exons: 8
Coding region: 1-774 (257 amino acids)
Cellular component (GO): extracellular region
Molecular function (GO): serine-type endopeptidase inhibitor activity
Source: RefSeq, a predicted model, not a curated record
AUGGCUCUGUGUGGGUGUCCGAGCCUGAACAGUGGAGUGACGAGGCCUGGUGUGGAUGGUGGAACUGAAGGAGGGCACCUUCCCCGCCACAUCUCUGCCCUCUCCAGGAGGAAUGCAGCUUUCCUGGUGCUUCUCUCUCUCUCUUUGGACCAGACCUCUGCCUCGCUGGCCAACAAAAUCCAAUGGAAACCAGGAACGUGCAUCCAAGAAAGAAUCACCUGUUACUCCAAACAGGCCGACUUGUGCAAAACGGAUUUCAACUGCGAGGAAUCCCUAAAAUGCUGCCUUUUUGGCUGUAGGAGGAGGUGCAUGGAUCCCUAUCAAGAACCCUGCACACUGCCCUUGAGUGAAGGGAAGUGUAGGCUUAAAGUACAGCGCUGGUAUUUUGACGCUGAGGAAUAUGUCUGCAAACCUUUUGUGUAUAAGAGCUGCGAUGGGAAUGCCAACAAUUUCAUGAGACAGAGAGACUGUGAGAAAGCCUGCAUGUCAGUUGUCAAGAAAGGACAGUGCCCACUCUUUCCUUUCUCUGCCCGUAUGGAGUGUCCAGCUUCAUGUAAGAGUGACAUCGAUUGCCCAGAGAAGGAUAAAUGUUGUGACUCCAGGUGUGGUUUUGUUUGUGCCAAGGUCUGGACAGUCAAACCAGGUUUCUGCCCACCCAAGCCCUUGAAAUGUGAGAAGAUUAAUAAGCCCACUUGCCUGAAGGAUGAUGAGUGCCCAUUAACAGAAAAGUGCUGCACAGAUUGUGGACUGAAAUGCAUGGAACCUGAAAAUUGAACAGUGUACACCUUUACUGAGCUGUUCUUGAGUCAGUGUGUAGGUAAGCUCUGCUGCCUCCACAUCUCCACCUGCUCCCAGGGAGACUAAACAACUUCCUACAUCUCAAACUGGGGGAAAAAAUAGAGGACGACAAC